AUGAUGCCUUCUAGCACGGCAAAGACCCAUCAACUGGGUCGCCAGGUCUGGACGACCGUCCGGGAAUCGUUGGACUCGUGGGUGUGGCAUCUGCCCUCCCGAUCGCCUCCCCGUUCGCUGACUGGCCUGGGCAUCGGCCACUCCUUUGCGUCGCAGGUCGUCAGCCGGGAGCCCAUGCGAAGGUCCUUCUUCCACAGCAGUAGCCGGAGGCUUUUCGGUCAUUGCGCACCUGCCACUAAGAUCUCGCCGAAUAAUCUCGCCGUCGACGUCAUCGUCCGGCGUCGUGGCCACGUGCACGGCCGCAGCCGACACAGCCAUGAGCGGGACCACAAGCCAAAAAAAGGCGAGCAUCGGCCGGGCGGCUCGGCAGGCCUGGCAGCAGCACCGCAGCCACCACACGCUCCGGCGAGGACUGCCGGCUGUCUGGAAGAAAUGACGCGGCGAUGCGAGAGCACGUCAACGAGCGACAGUGCCAAGAGAGCGGUCGAAGCGGCGACGCCAGCUAAAAAGAGCCCAGGCGAAGUGCCAGAACCGCCACCACCACCACCACCACAGCCCGGAGACGAGGAGUCUAUAGCGGCAUCGAUGUCAAAGUACCUGCAAUCCCACCUGCCCAAGAUCCCGCAGCGGCCGACAAAAGAAGAGUUUAUGGCGGCAGCGACGGGGUUCUGGCAGCGGCUGCAGGCGCGUUUCAAGUGGCACUCGAUCCGCAGCAUGCGGCCCUGGAAUGCGGACGAAUGGGGGGCUUUUGUGUCGUGGAUCAUGCUGGGCCACCUGUUGUGGAUUCUGGUCGGGACCACGACCUUCUUCUCGAUCGUGAUCCUGCUCAUCAACACCGUGUUUGCGCAAGAGGAACUGGCCAAAUGGGUUGGUGACUACCUGACGCAGUCGGCCGGCGUGACGGUCGUGUUUGAGUCAGCCAUCGUGCCGAAGUGGAAGGGCGGCGUGAUCACAUUCCACAACGUGUUCGUGUCGCGGCGGCCGGGUCAGGUGAAGUCGUCGGUCAAGAAGGGCUCGUCCAGCGAGGCAGCGAUUGCAGCAGCCCAGCAGAGCCACGAGCCGGACGGCGCAGCCGUGACGGUCGAAGACCACGACGACGGCAACUACACGCAGUUCGACGUGACGAUCAACAGCGUGGAUGUGUCGCUGUCCUUUGUCAAGUGGUGGAAUGGCAAGGGCCUUUUGCGGGACGUCGAGGUGAAGGGUGUGCGCGGCAUCAUCGACCGGACUCACGUGCAGUGGGCAGCCGGACCGCUGGAUCCACUGUCGUUCCGUCACGUCCAUCUGCCGGGCGACUUUGAGAUUGAACGGUUCAAGCUCGAGGACCUGAUGGUGACGGUGCACCAGCCAAGCGGAUUCCGGCCCUUCAGCAUCAGCAUCUUCUCGUGCGAGCUGCCGCAGCUGCGGAAGCAAUGGCUCUUGUACGACUUUCUCUCGGCCAACCACGUGUCUGGCUCGUACGACGGCUCUCUGUUCACCAUCCACCCGCGUCAGGUGCAGCAGUCGCGGGCGCUGUCCGCGCCAUCAUCAGUGGCAACAACGACGAUCGACGACGUGGUCGACCGCAGCCACCACGACAUCAGCAAUCCGGCCAACGAGCCGGUGAUGCUGGAGUCGCCGCUGGCGUGGAAGAAGUUCUCGCGCCUGCGCAUUGACGGGCUCAAAAUUGACCACCUCAACCGGGGCGACCGUGGGCCGUUUGGCUGGAUCUACGAGGGCAACGUCGACAUUGUGUCGGAUGUGAUGCUGCCGGCCGAAGCCGACGAGGGCAUCGCCAAGGCCGUCAGCGACCUGUACGACAACUUCUACGACCGCAUGGAGGAGGCCGUGACGAGCAACCGGUACAUCACCAUCCUGGACGGCCACUACGGCUCGCGGCGGGAAGAAGAGGGAGAGCUGCCCCAAGACGAGCCCGGGCAGCUGGCCGACGCCUCGCCGCCGCAGUACGUCGUCAUGGAUCUGCGGAUGCACCUCAACGACAUCCGGGCAGCCGUGCCGUUCUUUCCCGCGUCCGAGGCGCUCGGCUACGUCAACGCGGCGCUGAUCCGGCCCAUCGUGGCCUACAUGAACGCCAAGCGUACGUAUAUACCCAUCAACUGUCGCAUCGUCAAGCACCUGUCCGACUUUGACGGCAGCUGGACCAUCUACGACUGCGGCUUAAUGGACGACUCGUCCGCCGAGGUAUACGCCGCGUUUGCGCACGAUGUCGAAGACCAGCAGUCGCGCGUGCGCCGUCUCAAAAAGGUCGGCUUCUGGACCCUCAGCAUGGUCGUGCAUGCCAUCCUGGCUGGCGUCGCCGGCGAUCUGCUUUGA
Messenger RNA from Grosmannia clavigera kw1407, 2313 nucleotides. Its product is annotated as mitochondrion biogenesis protein. Bases 1 to 2313 code for a protein of 770 amino acids. Gene Ontology annotation, cellular component: mitochondrial inner membrane. Gene Ontology annotation, biological process: mitochondrion inheritance. The transcript is spliced from 3 exons. NCBI's taxonomy places the organism in Eukaryota, Fungi, Ascomycota, Sordariomycetes, Ophiostomatales, Ophiostomataceae. The record is from RefSeq and is a predicted model, not a curated record.